This is a messenger RNA of Astrephomene gubernaculifera, 3864 nucleotides long. The record is from the annotation of a GenBank genome assembly. Lineage: Eukaryota; Viridiplantae; Chlorophyta; Chlorophyceae; Chlamydomonadales; Astrephomenaceae.
AUACGUGACUGCACAACCUACAGGUCGCACGCACGCGAUUAUCCUUUUCAUUUUACCAGUAUGUGGGACGCUUAAAAACGUUUGUCGCAUCAGCUGCGGCACAUUUGCUGUUGCACGCUUUCUGCUUUCCAUCAUCACUGUGACGAUAUCCUCAUAUUGGUCUGCAAUUUCGGCGUAACGCUUCACGAUAACGCUUGCGACAUUAGUGAGUGCGCCAAUCUGCUAGUUCCGGGACGCAACCGAAAAUUCUACUGUCUAAUAACUGUAGCUUUACCUAUCGUCCCUUCACUUGACAAACGCCUGCUGCGGCACAUUCGCGACGGUCGGAAACCCCCAUCACGCACAUCCAGCAACGCCAUCCGGCCUAUCUUGAAGCCUGCAUUCCGACACACGGCUCACACACGGCUCGUCUGCUCCUUGCAAGGAGCUACGGCGGUUGGCUGCGACAAGCGGCCUUAACCAGGACACUGACAUCAUGCCGAUGAGUCUGCAACACCCCCAGCUGGCCCCCAGAAGCUCAGUACGAGGCUCAGCCAUGCCUCCUGCGCUUGUGAAGGGCUACCUAGGCCCCGUGCAUCGCCCCUGUUUGCACCCUAGGGCGCUCCGAAGGGCGCUGUUGCCGCCUGUUGCUGCUGCUGCUGUGCCUCCCUACCGCAGAUGCAGCGCCAGCAGCAGUACAGGCGGGCGGGCCAAACCCAGUCAGCAGGUGCUCUCCAGGCAGCAGAGCCCACUGCCGGCUGCGUCCACCCGUCCGUCAGCCGCAACAGCAGCAGCCGCUGCCGCCGUGACAGCCACAGCCCGUGACGCAACCCCACCCGCCACCUCCACCUCCCUCGCCGCCGCCAGCCGCCGGCGCUCCCUGCGCCCCUCCUCCCCCCUCCAAACAACCGGCCUGUGUGUACCGCGCAACACCACCAGCACCCGUAAACACCCACCCACCUCCUCCACCGUCACCUCCGCAGCCCCUGCCGCCCUGACCACAGCUGCGACCGCUGUCUCCCUCCCGACAUGCACCACAUGCGCCACCACCGCCACCGCCACCACCGCCGCCUCCUCCUCCUCCCUGGCGGGCCUGCUGGCGGUGCUGCUGGGCUACGGCUGCCUGGUGGGGUCGUGCUUCCGCAGCGUGCCGCAGAUCGCCGCCAUCCUGCGUGCGGGCGGCAGCACGGAGGGGCUGUCCCUGGCGUCCAAUGUGGUGGAGCUGGCGUGCUUCACGGUGACGGUGGCGUACAACGUGCAGCAGGGUUACGCCUUCAACACGUACGGCGAGGUGUUCGCGUGCUGGAUUCAGGACCUCAUCAUCGUGGGCCUGAUCUUCCGCCACAUGCGGCUGCCCGGCGGCCUGGUGGCGGCGGCCUGCGCGCUGUUCGCGGGGGCAUGCGCCUGGCUGGUGGGGGGCGCGUGUCCGGCGCAGCUCCUCUCCGCCCUGCAGCUGAGCACGGUGGGUGUGAUGGUGGUGGGCGCGCGCCUGCCCCAGAUCGUGCUCAACUUCCGGCGGGGGGACGCGGGGGUGCUGGCGCCCGCCACUUGCGCGCUGAACGUAGCGGGCUGCCUGGUGCGGGUCUUCACGACGCUGGUGCUCACGCGUGACGUCAUCAUCCUGGGUGGCUGCGUCACCCAGCUGCUGCUCAACGCCAUCCUGCUCUACCAGUCCAUCGCAACCCCCGGCAAGCAGCUGGCAGCUGCAACAGCAGCAGCAGCACCAGGCAGUGCUGCUCCCGCUGCUGCUGCUGUCGGCCCCGCUGCCGCUGCUGCUGCUGCAGUGGUGGCGGCUGCAGACCCGCCCCUGGGUGGUACUGGUGCGGCGAGGUUGGGGGGCAGUGGUGGGGUGGCAGGCGGCGGGGAGGGGCCCACGCUGCUGCCAGCCUAGUGACAUGGUGCGUGUGAGGAAGUUGCGGCAUGGGGGUUGGGUUGGGAUCUGAGCAUGUGUGGGUGGCUGGGUAUUGGUUGUGUAAGUCGGUAUGUGCGGGCGGGGCAGGGAGGCUGUGUGUGAAGUGUUGCCGGAACAUGUGAACGCGUGGCUAGACGUGGGAGGAACAAGUUAGCCAACCAUAUGACAAGGCUUCACCGUGGGGUGAUUGACGAGGGUGAGCUGGGUCGGCUGGGUGGGAGUACGGCUGGGUGCUUUGCUCGGGUACAUGUGUACUUCUUGCCCACCCUCGGGGUUGCACAUCUGGAUACGGCGCUGUGAAGGAGUACUGGCAUGGAAGAAGGAUUUGCGAUGCGGUGCUGGGGGGUCUGGCGGCGGUGUUUAGUUGAACGAUUUCGGUAGAGUGAUGGGGAUGAGCGGGGCUGGUCUGGGGCGUGCGCAGGCGUCUAUCCUGCUUUGCGCCAUCGUAAAAGACGCGCGCCACGGGCCCUGGUGGCGGAGAUUGGGGGCAGGAACACAGAAGGUGCACUGAGCUGCUGCAUACGGUACGGCUGGGCAUAGACGCACAUGUGUAUACCGUUAUGCAUCCAUUGGUGAAUACGUGGCGGUGGAUUGGGGCAUUGCUGUGGCUAUUACAGUGCAUCAUGAAAACCGCCGUGUGUCUUGAGCCGGCUGAGCAGUUGAGCAGGUUUCGUAUUGUUCGCUCGCACGUACGGCAAACGUGACAAAUUGCGAGGCUGUUACUGCUGGACUCGCACCUCAUGAGGGGUCGUGAGGGGUCUUGGGCAGGCCUAAAAUGCGUGGCACGCACAGCUGUACGGCAGCGCUUACAGGUUGUGCUUGCAUAGUUUGGGCCGACCAAGUCAUAUGUGCGGGUGUUGUCUUUGGUUUUGGUUCUUAUUAUAUCGUUGGUGCCUAAGAUAUAGCCAACGGGCGGUGGUCCGGGUGGAUGCCGCCUGGCAGCCGCCACCUGCAAGAUGGACGUCCACACGUUGUGGCGGGUUUGUUAGUCAUUAACAUGUGGGCGCCGGGUCGUCCAGUGCACAGGGCAGGGGCCCGCAUGAAACGACAUCGGCCCUGUCUGAACAUGGGCACUCGUGUGAGGAGCCUCGACAAAGACCACUGCAGGGGCAUGGGUGGUAGAGGUGGAAGGGCGGUAGGGGUGCUUGGCCCUAAAACCCUCAUCGUCCAACCCUAGACUGGUACCGGUGCCAACCGUGCGGUUGUGGCAGACCACACCGACUUCGCAUCGUGACUUUCCAGUCGCUGAUGAGAACGGAGUGCUAUUUGCUGGACAGCUUGAGUUUGUGAUAGCAAGAAGGUCGCAAUGAACGGUUCGGGAAAUGAAGUGGGCCUUGCGAACUAAAACGUCGUUGGUCCGAGCCUCUAAUUCUCCCGAGCUCCAGUCCCCCUCUGGUACAAUGAACCUAUACAACACGGCACGUUGAAGUUCUGUUUGUAUUUUUCCUUGAAAGCUUUGCCAAUAACUGCCGUUCCUUGAAAUAGCUUUCCAGGUCUCAUGCUAGCUAAAUAGUAAUCCCAUUCAAUGCAAAGGAUUAUGCGUAGUCGAGUUGCGGUUGCUGAACCAACGGCUGCGCAUGCAAGCACACGGCAAGGGCCUACGCGCGUAUUCUAUGGUUGUAAACAGCAGCCCUCUGGUCAUGGAUCAACCCCGUGUUGUGUGGCCGCACAAAUUGGCGCUUCUGCAGCUGUUAGGAGAUGCUCGACGUGUUGCGCCACCAGCACCGAUUCGGGCGGAGCUUCUUUCCACCACCCUGGGGAGCUGAAUUUGAACCUUCGUGAAUAUAUGGUUGUACUAGAAAAGCCAGUGGGCCUUACGUUGGCCCCGGACCCUUGGACCGGGCAGAUCGUGGUCCAGGACGUGAAGCCCGGCUCCCCAGCUGACACGUGCGGCCUCAUCCAGGUGGGCGACGUGGUGGUGCGGUGCAGCGGGGUGGGCGGGGAGGACAUGGCGGCGGCGGACGACAUCCGGG